Messenger RNA from Moneuplotes crassus, 2166 nucleotides. NCBI's taxonomy places the organism in Eukaryota, Ciliophora, Spirotrichea, Euplotida, Euplotidae. The record is from the annotation of a GenBank genome assembly.
CCUACAUCCACCCCCAUCAUGAAAAACCCCAAAAAUCCCUCCAAACCCACCCUCAACCCCUUCCUCCACCCCAAUCCCACCUCUCCCACUCCCCCAUCCCCCAACUCCAAGAACACUCAGCCCAAGUACUACAACGGCCUAAAAGACUUCAGACUUCUGCGGGACAGAAGGAAGGUCAAGAAGAUGGAUUUGGGAGGGCACAAGCAGAGGAGUGGCAGUGGGGAGGAUGUAUCAAAAUCUCCAUUCACCAAUUUCUUGUAUUAUGAAAAGAUUGAUAGCCAAGAAGGUCUAGAGGAUAAAAAGAAAUCUAUUUUAAACUCGAAUAAGAAGGAUUCCAAUGCUAGAAGUCAAUAUUUUAACCAUAAUGCUACCUCAAAGAAGACUAAGAGCCCAGAUUGGAUGAAAUAUUCAAAAAGUAUCAAAAAGGGAGUUAACUUUAACACAAAGAGACAUUCAGAGCAUAAUGAUUUUUAUGAAUUUAGAAUGCAUUCUAACAUGAUGCUUGCUGGUAACUCUUCAAGAGAUAAAUCAAUUUCUGAACAAUUAGAAAGCAACUUCAAGCAUUCAAAAAGGGAGAAGUUUGUAAUUUGACAAGCUCAAAAAUCAGCAAAUAUAAAGAAAUUUGACCAAAACACAAGCAUCUAUGAAGCUACCAGCCAACCUCAAGUUAAAAAGAAAAUAAAACAUGAUAAGAAUCGGCGAGGAUUAAACGUCUUUUCACAAAGAAAUAGUCAUUCUGGCUUAACCCCUGGAAUUAAUUUCAAUAAUACCCAAUCUUUUGGAAGAAAUAAGGACCUGUAUUGAGCCAAUUGUAAGGCAAAGAAGGAAAGAACUACAAAAUUUUCACUUUCACCAACCAAGAUUGAAGAGGAAUCCUUUCUUGCCAGCUCUGAUGAUGCUGUCCAGAAGAGACUUAGCAAAAUAAGAAAUGCUAUCUAUUCUCAAUCGUUUGGCUCAAAUAACCGGAGUGAGCCGAAGAAGCAAAGUGAGAGUAUAGAUAAAGUAGAGGAACUUCUACAAAGCUUCACGAAGUCUAGGAGUGAGCAAACUUUGAAUUGAUGAAAGAACAACUUGAAUAAAUCAAAAGAAGAUUCUCAUAGGAUUCCUUUAAACCAAAGUUAUCUUGCCACGAAGGAGUACUUAUUCACUAGCAGCACUAUCCAGGAAGAUCCAAACAAUAAUAGCGCUCAUCAUUACUUUAAAUCAGGAGGACCUCUUAAUUUGGCUAAGAAAAAUGAGUAUAUUCAAAAGAAGAAAAGAAAAGUCCAUGAACACAUUCAUAGCCAGAGAUCGUAUGAUAGAAUAACUGUUCCUAAAAGUCCACCAUUAAAACAUCUAAAAAGAUCUCUGGAGCCAGUUCAGGAUAGCCCAGCAGCGAAAAGGAAUAAAAUGAGAAUUUGAAAGAAUAAAAAGAUCUUUAAUAGAGAAAUAAAAAAUAAACCUAGCAUGCAAAUCUAUAAAAAUAAUAGAAAUCUACUUUAUAAUCCUAAGUUAGCGCAAACUUCAUCUGUUGUUAAAAUAAAUUUGGAGUCUAAACUACAAGGGCUUAGAAACAUGAGCAAGGAACCGAAUAUUCUACCAGCACCAUUUUAUCAGAACACUUUUGCAGAUAAAUUUAGUCACAAAACUGCGAAUAAUAAGGGGCCAAGGAUGGGGGAGAAGUAUGGCUCAUUGAAGAAGUCAACUAUACAUUCUCUUAAUAAUUCUGUAAUAAAUCAAAAGAAGCUUUCAAGGAAGUAUAGUGGUCAUCCUAAAAUGAAUAAUGGAUCUCAAAAUAUUUACUAUGCACAAGAAAAAUAUCUGAGAAAUGGAGAUUUAGAAAUGAAUACAUCUAGAGUGCACAAGAGGAAAGCUAAGCAUUUACAAACAACAAAGAUGAAUAGGUAUAGUCCUCAUGUAAAAUCAGAUUAUGCUAUUCUCAAUACUAUUUCAAGUCUCGAUCCUGGUAAAAUGCUUGAAACAGAAAACUGAGAUACUGAAGAAGAAAAUUCUCAUAUAAAUGCUCCCUUUGUAGCUGAGGAGCCUAAAAUGAUACUGAAGAAGAAAUAUAAAUCGAAGAAAGGAAGUGACCGAAGUUCACCAAUAAUAUUUUCUCAGAAUCGGUCAUCACAGGAGAAAUUAAAGUUAAUAUCAAAGCCAAUACUUAUUAAUCUUUAAUUCUAUAAA